ACCACAAACAAAACACGAGGAACCAGAAACCUGGAGAAUAAAACACGAGGAACAAGGAGAGUUAAUUGAAGAAAAAGAGAAUGAAGAAUCAAGUGAAGUUGAGGAAAAAAAUCAUGUCAAAACUGGAGGAAAACCUGAGUUGCACUCAAACCAAACAGAAAGAUUUAAAGAAAAAAAGAGUCAAGAAGUCUUUCACCUGCACUCAGUGUGGAAAGAGAUUCACACACAAAACAGGUUUUGAGCGUCACAUGAGCAUUCAUACUGAAGAGAAACCAUUCUCUUGCGAUCAGUGCGGGAAGUGUUUCAAACAAUCAUUAAACCUGAAGAUACACAUGAACAUCCACACUGAAGAGAAGCAGCACGCAUGUGAUCAAUGCGGUAAAAUGUUUUUAUGGGUUUCACUUCUGAAGAAACACUUGAAAGUUCAUGCAAAGCAGAAACCACAUCCAUGUCAUUUGUGUGGUAAGAGUUUUUUGCAUCUACAAAGUUUGAAAGUACAUCAGAAAAUACAUACUGCUGUGAGAGAGUACAUGUGCUUUGAGUGUGAGAAGUCUUUUAGUUCAGUGAGCAGUUUAAAACAGCAUGAGAGGAUCCACAAUGGAGAGACACCUUACAAGUGUUCACACUGUGACAAGAGAUUCAUUAAAUCAUCAAAUCUGAAAACACAUGAGUGGAUACACACUGGAGAGAAACCUUAUAAGUGUUCACACUGUGACAAGAGAUUCAGUGUGUCAUCAAAUAUGAAAACACAUGAGUUGAUUCACUCUGGAGAGAAACCUUAUAAGUGUGCACACUGUGACAAGAGAUUACGUGAUUCAUCAAGUCUGAAAACACAUGAGAGGAUUCACACUGGAGAUAAACCUUAUAAGUGUUCACACUGUGACAAGCGAUUCAGUGUGUCAUCAAGUCUGAAAACACAUGAGAGGAUUCACACUGGAGAUAAACCUUAUAAGUGUGCACACUGUGACAAGAGAUUCAUUAAAUCAUCAAAUAUGAAAACACAUGAGUUGAUUCACACUGGAGAUAAACCUUAUAAGUGUGCACACUGUGACAAGAGAUUCAGUGAUUCAUCAAGUCUGAAAACACAUGAGUUGAUUCACACUGGAGAUAAACCUUAUAAGUGUGCACACUGUGACAAGAGAUUCAUUAAAUCAUCAAAUCUGAAAACACAUGAGAGGAUCCACACUGGAGAGAAACCUUAUAAGUGUUCUCACUGUGAUCAGAAAUUUAAUCAGUUGCAAAAUCUGAAAAAACACCAGAGGAUCCACACUGGAGAGAAACCUUACAAGUGUUCUCACUGUGACAAGAGAUUCAGGGAUUCAUCAAGUCUGAAAACACAUGAGAGGAUUCACACUGGAGAUAAACCUUAUAAGUGUUCACACUGUGACAAGAGAUUCAAUGCGUUAUCAAGUCUGAAAACACAUGAGAGGAUCCACACUGGAGAGAAACCUUACAAGUGUUCACACUGUGACAAGAGUUUCAGGGCUUCAUCAAGUCUGAAAACACAUGAGAGGAUCCACACUGGAGAGAAACCUUACAAGUGUUCACACCGUGACGAGAUUCAGGGAUUCAUCAAGUCUGAAAACACAUGAGAGGCUUGCGUGAAUUUCUGACAUUUACAGAUAAGGAUGCGUACACACAUAUCUGUAAAAAGUGCCUGACAGGCAAGCCAUUACGCAAAUGCAUCAGCUUGAAGCUUGAAAUAAAGAUUUACCAU
Molecule: messenger RNA, 1717 nt
Organism: Cyprinus carpio (common carp)
Lineage: Eukaryota; Metazoa; Chordata; Actinopteri; Cypriniformes; Cyprinidae
Source: RefSeq, a predicted model, not a curated record